UCUACAGACGCUGACUGUAACUGAUGAUGGGUCUGCAAGCCUUCAACUUUGAAGAACAACUAUGAGAAAAAGUGAUUACCAGAAAAGCACCUUUUAGUCACAGCAACUAGCAACUAGUACCUCAGGGCGCGCAGCCAUGGCAUCUCUCUCCAGAUCACCGCCGCUCCUCCACCACCACAUAAACUCCCUCAUCCUCCACCCCUGCCCCCUAACUCUAUCCUUCCCUUUCCUCAAAGCGAAGUCGCCCCACCCCCGCCUCUGCGCCCUGAAGACCGGAGCCGACGGGGGAAGCAGAAUUGGGAGGCCCGAGACGCCGGGGCCCGACCCGGAACUGCUCCGGAAGCCGGUGGUGUCGUCUGGGAAGGACAUGGAUGGGAAUUCGGAGGAAGAUGAGGGAGAAGACGGGAAGUGGGUCGAUUGGGAGGAUAAGAUUUUGGAGGACACGGUUCCGCUGGUAGGGUUUGUGAGGAUGAUUCUUCAUUCGGGGAAGUAUGAGAGUGGAGAUAGAUUGAGUCCUGAACAUCAGAAGACUGUUCUCCAAAGGCUGCUUCCGUUUCAUCCUGAUGCUAAGAAGAAGAUCGGUUCUGGGAUCGAUUAUAUCACGGUUGGUUAUCACCCGGAUUUUGAAAGCUCAAGAUGUUUGUUCAUUGUUCAAAAGGACGGAACACUAGUCGACUUUUCAUAUUGGAAAUGCAUAAAGGGGCUGAUAAGGAAGAAUUAUCCUUUAUACGCAGACAGCUUCAUUCUCAGACAUUUCCGAAAGCGCAGACGCGGUUUAUGAAGCUAGAUUUGUCGAAUCGUCUGACUUUGUAUAACUGUAUGUCAAAGAAAAUUUUUUGUUCGUUCCGCAUUGCUUGUUAUAUGUCAAUUUUAAAUUGUUACAUAGUAAGAUGUUGGAAAGUAGUAGUAAUAGAUAUGGUAGAUUCUUUCAAGGUACAUGAUGCGACUUCAGUAAAAAUGCGGGAGUAAAUGCUGUGGUGAAUAAAAUUGUAUUGGCUAGCUAUUA
This is a messenger RNA of Malus domestica (apple), 1006 nucleotides long. Its product is annotated as protein DCL, chloroplastic-like. Gene Ontology annotation, biological process: chloroplast organization; chloroplast rRNA processing. The record is from RefSeq and is a predicted model, not a curated record. Gene Ontology annotation, cellular component: chloroplast. Lineage: Eukaryota; Viridiplantae; Streptophyta; Magnoliopsida; Rosales; Rosaceae.